AUGAGCCAAGGCAACAAAGGUGAUGGAGCUCAGAUCCUCUUCAAGGGCAUCUUCCCCUCCUAUCCUCCGCUUGCCAUCCUUCCCAAGCACAUAUAUCCCAAGUCAGCUGCCCUCUCCAGCCUCAUAAUCCCCCAGAGAUUUGCCAAGGGUGUCAAAUUGGCAUUCAUUGCAAGUCUUAGUAAGAGUAAGCUGCCUCCCAACCACAAUGACAUCCUGGAAGCCUUAGGGGUUGGCCACUGGGUUGUCCAUUCACAGUCCAAGGUUGCCCCUCUCCACUGCACAUUUGCAGAUCUCAAGGAGGAUUCCAUUAGACAUAGCCACAGUCAUUAUUCCAGCAUGAAGGCACCAUCAUGGGCAGUGGAUAAGGGCUUUUCUGUGGCCAAAGCCAGGGGGCAACUUGGAGUGGAACUGAUUGAUGGUGGUGGACAACCAACAAGGGGAAUGAAAAUUUUGAGUAUCCUGUUCAGAAACCUUCAAAAUAGCCAGAAGAGUUUGUCUGCAUUUCCAGGGGGACUGGCCACCAUUAUUGGCUAUAAUAAACUAAUCCAAACCCAAUUGAUGAAUUCCCAGACAAAACAGUGCAAGCUCAUCACACUUGCAUGCAGGACAGUAGAAGAGGAAUUUGCUGGAUUCCUUUGGGGGGAGGAUGCACACAAAUGCCUCCAUUCCCAUCUGUUCUAUGGUCCCAAGGGUUCUAUGGCCACCACCCCUCUUCUCAGUGUGGCCCUGGAGGAUACUGGUAUAAAAAUGGGGCUAUUUCUAUAA
Cantharellus anzutake is the source of this 765-nucleotide messenger RNA. RefSeq lists its product as uncharacterized. The coding region runs from base 1 to 765 and encodes 254 amino acids. NCBI's taxonomy places the organism in Eukaryota, Fungi, Basidiomycota, Agaricomycetes, Cantharellales, Hydnaceae. The transcript has 9 exons. The record is from RefSeq and is a predicted model, not a curated record.